UUUGGUUAGGAAAAGUUUGCAGCGCUCGGAAAGGAUCUGUGAUGAGAGCUCGAGCGCGCUGCUGCUACACGUUUACGCAGCACUCCAUCAUGUCCUCCAGCGUCUUUCUCCUCGCUCUCCUUUAUGUUUUGUCCGUUUUGGAUCCGUGCUCGUGUGAAGCGGAGCUCGGCGGUGUUUUGGAGCCGUAUGACCUGCUGUUCGACAAUGCAUUGGAAGCGUACUACAAGCAGGACUGGCUCUCGGUCAUCCUGAACAUGGAACGCGCGCUGAGGAACAAGGGCACAGUGCGCAAAGUGAAGGCUGAAUGCCGCUUAUCCUGCGCCAAUCUCACCUCAUUCCAGCACACCGAGCCCGAUUCACCCGUUCCGCUUCCCGGCGCCGGUCCCGUUGAAGACCUUGGAUUUUUCCAGCGCGUGCUGCAGCGGGCCGAGUGCGUGAGCCGGUGCGAGGCGGAGAAACUCGGUCCGCCGUCCGUGCACAAAAUCAGCGACGAGGUGGAGCUCGAGUUCAAGAAGAGGACUCCGUAUAAUUACCUACAGGUUGCUUAUUUUAAGAUAAACAAGCUCGACAAAGCCGUGGCUGCGGCGAACACGUUCUACAUAGCGAAUCCUGACCACAUGGAGAUGAGACAGAACCUGGAGUACUACAGCCUGAUGGCCGGCGUCCAGGAGACGGACUUUAAAGACCUGGAGGCCAGACCGCACAUGGCCGAGUUUCUAGAAGGGAAGCGUCUGUACAGCGCCGACGAGUUCACCGCCUCCAUCGGACACUUCGAGAAGGCGCUCGAGGAGUUUUUCACCGCCGACGCAGAGUGCCGGGCGCUGUGCGAGGGCGAGUACGACUACGACGGAUAUAACUACAUGGAGUACAACGCCGACCUCUUCCAGUCUAUCUCAGAUCACUACCUGUACAAUCUGAACUGCAAGCAGAACUGCGCCGUGGAGCUGGCGUCCACCGCUGGAACAGAUAAACCAUUCGAGGACUUCCUGCCUUCACAUUUUAACUACCUCCAGUUUUCCUACUAUAACACCGAACAGUACGAGAAGGCCAUCGAAUGCGCUAAAACCUUCCUCUUCUUCCGCCCUAACGACGAGGUGAUGAAGCAGAACUUGGCGUAUUACUCUGUCAUGCUGGGAGAAGAUAAAGCUGCUGCUGUCACUGCCAGAGAGGUUGUUGAGCAGUACAUCAAGAAGUCUUUGCUGGAGAAAGAGCUCUUAUAUUUCGGAGAUGAAAUAUUCGGAGUCCCGUUUGUUGAUCCGGACAUGUGGACACCGGAAGAAAUCAUGCCUAAGAAACUCAGGGACAAACAAAAGGCCGAUCGAGAGAGAGCGGCUCGCAUCACCGAAGAGAUCGGCAACCUGAUGAAGGAAAUCGAGACGCUGGUGGAGGAGAAGACCAAGGAGUCAGCAGACAUCACCCAGAUGGUUAAAGACGGAUCCAGUAAGUCCACUGCUGCUCCAGAAGGCGACUUGGCGUUUGAUGGCAUCACGGUCAGCAUGACGUCCAACGCUCUGAACGGUUCUCAGAGAGUCGUGCUGGACGGAGUGAUCACCGAUGAUGAGUGUCGGGAAUUACACCGGCUUUCAAACACAGCAGCACAGAAAGGCGACGGCUACAGAGGAAGGCCAAGUCCACACUCGCCCAGCGAGAUGUUCCAGGGGGUCACUAUUCUCAAAGCUCUUAAGCUUGGUCAGGAAGGCCUGCUUCCUCUGAAGAGCGCUCGUCUGUUUUUCGACCUCAGUGAGAAGGUACGCAGGGUGGUGGAGUCGUACUUCAGUCUCCAGUCUACUCUGUACUUCUCCUACUCACACCUGGUCUGCCGCUCCGCCAUCGAGGAGAAACAAGAAUCCCGAGAAGACCUGAGCCACCCUGUACACGUCGACAACUGCCUCCUGAUCUCCGAACUCAACGAGUGUAUGAAAGAGCCGCCAGCGUACACACACCGGGACUACAGCGCCAUUCUUUACCUGAAUGACGACUUUGAAGGAGGAGAUUUCAUCUUCACAGAACUUGAUGCCAAAACCAUCACAGCAGUGGUGAAGCCUCAGUGCGGUCGUAUCGUGGCGUUCAGUGCCGGUAAGGAGAACCCUCAUGGAGUCCGAGCAGUGACCAAAGGUCAGAGGUGUGCGGUGGCGCUGUGGUUCACUCUGGAUCCUCGACACAACGAAAAGGAGCGAAUUCAGGCAGAAGAACUUUUAAAGAUGCUCUCCAGCCCUCUGAACGCAGAGUUCCAGAAACCCGAGAAUGAGGAGGAGGACAGGAGCCAAGUGACGGCAUCAGAGAAGGACAGUGUGAAGCCCGAAGGAGAAAAUACAGCCACGACAGAAGAAACGAAAACACCUGAGGAAGAGCAAGCAAGCAAAACCUCAGAGGAAAAGACGGAGACGAGCACGGACGCAAAGACGGACGGCAAAGACGCACAGCUGGACGACACAGCUGCAGAAAAAGCAAGUGCUAAAAAGACGACGAAAACCAAACCGGCAGGAAAAGCAAAGACGAAAACAAAAGUGGCAGAAAAAACGAAGAGCAAAACAGCAGAGAAAAAGGGAAAGCCGGCUGCUAAGAAGGCGGCAAAAUCAUCCAAAAAGACAGACAGCAAACAGUCGAAAGCAAAAAGCUCAAAAUCAGACUCGGAAAAGAAAAAGGAUGAAUUAUGAGCAUCUGUUUUUUUUUUUAUUUUAUUCUCUAAUUUUUAAUGUUAAUGUCUGAUUUUUGUGUGAAUUUUUUUUCUGACAGCAAACGACAAUCUGAUUGGAAUUUUUGAGUUUUUUUUUUUUGCUACUUUUUUAUUAUUACAAAAAAAAUAAUUAAUUCAGAAAUCACCAGAUCAACAGUAAUAAAAUGAGCCAUCGCUGAAAUAAAAUUCCUGUUCUUUUAUUUUUAA
Hemibagrus wyckioides is the source of this 2884-nucleotide messenger RNA. RefSeq names its product prolyl 3-hydroxylase 1 (gene p3h1). The transcript is spliced from 15 exons. Bases 42 to 2657 code for a protein of 871 amino acids. Gene Ontology annotation, cellular component: endoplasmic reticulum. The record is from RefSeq and is a predicted model, not a curated record. Gene Ontology annotation, molecular function: L-ascorbic acid binding; procollagen-proline 3-dioxygenase activity; iron ion binding. Gene Ontology annotation, biological process: collagen metabolic process. NCBI's taxonomy places the organism in Eukaryota, Metazoa, Chordata, Actinopteri, Siluriformes, Bagridae.